Sinocyclocheilus grahami is the source of this 885-nucleotide messenger RNA. Its product is annotated as C-type lectin Cal-like. The transcript has 4 exons. Lineage: Eukaryota; Metazoa; Chordata; Actinopteri; Cypriniformes; Cyprinidae. The coding region runs from base 1 to 510 and encodes 169 amino acids. The record is from RefSeq and is a predicted model, not a curated record.
AUGGAUUUGUCAUUACCGUUUCCUCUAGCACUGCCCCUGCAACUGUCAGACUCAAUGCAGCCUGUGACAUGUCCGCUCUUCUGGACUGAAUUUGAGGGUUUCUGUUACCGCUUCUUCCCCUUGAACCGCACAUGGGCUGAGGCAGAUCUGUACUGUGCCGAGUUCUCAAACGGACACAAAUCUGCCAAACUCACCUCCAUCCACAGCUGGGAGGAAAAUGUGUUUGUCUAUGAUCUUGUGAACAGCUGUGUACCAGGAAUUCCAACAGAUAUUUGGAUCGGCCUUCAUGAUAGAAGACAGGAGGGCACUUUGGAGUGGACAGAUGGGUCACUCUAUGAAUACAGUUACUGGGAUGGAAAUCAACCAGAUGAUGGCAUCCAUCGCAUCCCUGAGGAGGAGGACUGUGUGGAGAUCUGGUACAGACAAAACAGUGCACUGAGGUCUUGGAACGACAACAAUUGUGAUAAGGCCUUUCCAUUCGUCUGUAAGAUUCCUACACUGGAAAACUAACCACAGAUCCAAGAUUGUUUAUACAAUUCUUUAUCAUCAACACUGACACCCAACAUCACUCAAUCACAGUGCAGCAACCAGAUGUCAUCUCCAUCCCUGCAGUGAUGAAGGGCUCUCUCCAGCCUGCUUUACUUCAAUUCCCUGCCCCCAUCAUCCUCUCAUCACUGUUGUUAUAGUGCUGUUUUCUUGGUCCUUUGGGGCCAUGAAUCAUGACAUACAUUUCUCUGUUCCACAAAUUUGGAAAUUAACCCUUAAGGUGCUGUUGAUAAUAUUGGACAUUGAUGUUGGUGAUAUUGUUGCGAAUUACAGUUAGUUGUAGCCAGAGACCUGCACUGGUGUCCACAUGCACACACAUUCUUGCAUAUGUGGUUUACG